AUGGCCUUGACGGAGGCAGAGACGGAAAGGAAAAGGCUGCAAGCGGAGGCAGUGCUUCUGCAAGACCAGGUGGCCAAACAUAACGACCUGAGGUCCAGACAUGACGCCCUGAGUGCCGAACAUGAUGACUUGCUUUCCAAGAAUGACGAUCUACAAAAGAGAAUCGCCGACGUUGAGGAAUGGGAAACCUCGGCGACGAAUGCAGCCAGUGCGGAGAGAGAAAAAAGCGCAGAACUUCAGCAACAGAAAGAUAGCUUAGACGAAGAAUUGCGAAAUGCAAGGCAAAGAGUCCAAAGGUUGACCGAAGAGAAGGCGGGCCUUGCGCAAGACAAGGAAAUGGCCAGUUUGCUUGCAAGCAACCUCAAUCUACUUGGAGCACAGAUCGCCCACCUGCAGCAGAUCGCCGAGACCCUCAGCAAUCGACAGAUUUCAAUAGUUGAGGACAAGGCCGGACUUCCAGCCCAGGCCAAUGAGGCGUCAUCGGCGUUUGCGACCUCGAGUCUUCAGUGUAUGAACGAAAGCCUCGAGCGAUCGGCAGUGCCGGAUGAAAAAGCUUGCCACGAAGCGAAGAUACUGCCAAUCCUGUUGGGAAUCCAGGACAGCACGAGCUCAAAUCAAGAGCGGCUGCAAGAACUUGCCUCUACUCUGGACCGAAGAAUCCAAGAUGACUUUGCCAACAACCUUUGCCAGCGUGUCGGCUCGAUCUUCGAAUGCCGUCUUGGAUCACUCGAGUCUAAGAUGCAUGAGACGAAGGAUCACACUCAGGUACUGAACGCAUUGAACAACCUCGAAGGCAAGCUCGAUAGCCUAUAUUCCAUGUCGAUAGUGGAGAGAGUCGAGGCUUUGGAGAAACAAGUGUCAAGUCUUGGGGAAAAGUCGGCUCAGCGAGCCGACAUGGAGGCCCCCCGCCCACCAUUUGAUUCUGAAGCCUGCCUUUGGGUCAGUAUCCCUUGGAGCGACAUGCCGACCAUGGAAAAGAUCUUUGCCCAGUGUCAGCAGUGCGCGGCAGGUGACAUCGCAUCCCCCGUCAUCGCGGAGACCGUAGAGAUCCCCAGCCCAGAACUCCGACCCAGUGCGCCCCAAUGCGAAGUGUCCGGCAGAGCAGCUCAGCUUUUUUGGCUACCACGUGGGAAAGUCGCUGUCAAGGAUGAUGGUCAUUGGAAUGAGUUGGGCCUGGAGUACCCCGGAAAGGUCAUUCAGCUGAUUCACAAAGCUCUAGCUUUGUGA
Molecule: messenger RNA, 1227 nt
Organism: Aspergillus fijiensis CBS 313.89
Lineage: Eukaryota; Fungi; Ascomycota; Eurotiomycetes; Eurotiales; Aspergillaceae
Exons: 2
Coding region: 1-1227 (408 amino acids)
Source: RefSeq, a predicted model, not a curated record